AAGUUCGCUGUUCGUUUCUUUCUUUGUGUGAGGAGUUUUUCCUUUUUGUACGCGCAUCACAUCACCAGUGCCUGCUCAUCAAACGUAAAUAUUUUCCUUUUUUUGUGCGCUGAACAUUGAACACUCUCUGGUCUAGUGGCGAAGCAGCCUGUGCAAAAGUUUUCUGUCGUUGUGUCACUCGCUAGCCAUUAGCCUUCCAUGUACAAGUUCAAUCGCUAUUAGAAAAAGAGUCAGUGGAACAGUGAAAAAAGUUGCUCGUGGAAACGCCAUUAUUGUGAUACUUGAAAAUUUUCGGUGAAAACUUAUGGAAGGUUGAAACGGAUCACGUAAUUGGGAACCAUGACGAUCAAACCAGUGGUAAACCAGAAAAGUUCGGAGGACGGCCAGGAAGGUAGCACUUCGCAAAACCUGGUCCAAAACGGAACGGUGGUCAGUCGCAACCCUCAUCGGAAUGUUGUCCUGAAUCAGCUGUCGACGUCAGAGAGUCAACCACUCCCAAGGGAAAAACGGGUGCACACUCCGCACAAUUUUGACAGUGAAAAUGUCCGUCACAGGAGGAGCCCCCACAAAAACCUUGGCCGCACCAAACGAGAUCAUCACCACAAGAGGGAAAAUCGUGAACGUGACAAAAACCCAUCGCCAAGCUAUCAAGCUGUGUUACCCGCUGUGAGCAAUAAGAAGCAAGUAGCUCCGCCAUGUUCCAGUCCGCUGUCAAAUGCUGGGGGUCGGUCCCCGAUGAGUACAAUCCCGUCAAGCAGCAAUCUCAAUGGGGUGGCUGCGGGUUCCAACAGCAGCAACGCGAUAAAUUUGAAAGCAACAGUCGAGGAAGCCCUCUCCGGCUAUAACAGUGGAGACGAACAUGUCGGCCAGAAGGAUGCACAACUCAGUCCCGAUGAGUGGAAAAAGCGAGACGACGCCUUCGGGAAAAUUAUGUCCGAGAGAGGAUUUGUCAUAAAAGACAUGAUCGAAGAUGGUGCAUGCCUGUUCAGAGCAAUAUCUAUGCAAAUCUUCGGCGAUCAAGACAUGCACGAAAUGAUUCGACAACAGACAAUGGAUUAUAUAUACCAAAAUCGAGAAUAUUUUGCACAAUUUGUAACGGAAGACAUAAGCAAUUAUGUUACAAGGAAACGAGCAAACCACGUUCAUGGAAAUCAUAUCGAGAUUCAAGCAAUGUCGGAGAUGUACAACCGCUCUGUGGAAUUGUACUGCUAUCAGCUAGAACCCAUCAACAUCUUCAAUUCCGAACAAUUGAACAAUGGGAACGAACCGCUACGGUUGUCCUAUCAGCGGUGUUCGCACUACAAUGCAAUAUUAGAUCCAUACAAGGCGUCAGUUGGCGUUGGAUUGGGGCUAGCCGGUUACAGGCCUGACGAACUGGAUAUCAAGCAAAUGUCAGAUGCAGUCCGAAUGAGCGAAGAGUUGGAGAUCGAACAAACAAUGUUUGAGGAUAAACUGAAAACCACUGACUGGGAAGCCACGAACGAAGCAAUUGAAGAGCAGAUAGCCAGAGAAUCGUACUUGCAAUGGUGCCGUGACAGUAUGCGCAAGAACUCCGGCAAAAAUAGCAAGAGCACCAGUACCGUAACGUCCAGCGAUCUGGGUGGUGGCGGUUGUUGUAGUACUUCGGUGAGUCCGGAUAAACCGCCGAAGCAAAGUCCAGAGGGUGCUUCGUCGUACUCAGACUCGUUGAUUUGUGAGUUUCGUAAAUCGUCCUCUCCAUCGCCAUCGAAUCAUUCUUUCAACCAAGGAAGCUGUUCAUCAAGUUCUAAAAAUAGCUCCUUCGAGAUGGAUUGUUCCCUCCCGGAGAGCUCUUGUUCGGUUCAAUAUUAUUUCAAUGGCAGUAAUAGACGAAAGAAACGUAAUUUGAAUUCUCCAGUGGAUAAACCCAACACAGAAUUGCUACCAAAAAAGCCUAAACUAGUAACCAGCCCUUCGAUUGAACAAGCAGGUGAUAGUGGUGCAAGCACAUCUGGAACAGCGAAAAACGAAAAUCGGCCGCCGGCAGAACCGGUUUCUGAGUUCUACCAAUCUUUAUUGGAGUCAUCGUACACCGAUGAUGGUAGUUUCGCUCAGCUAACCGAGCGGGAAAUGAUUCAGAAGGCCCUAGCCGAAUCAGCAAUGGACUUUGUGAAAAAGAGCGACCGAACAAAGGGCACUCAAGAAGACAAAUAUGGUACAACCGAUGAGGAGUACGAUUCGCCUUCACCAUAAAUAAGGAGCCACUGUGGAAUGUUGUAAAAACUAUACUUUAGAAAUGCGAUUUUUUCUAUUUUCGGAAAUAGGUCACAAUCCUCCGUGCGUUGGCAAUAAAAAUUGAUGCGGAAAUGUUUUGCCCAUGAUAUAAGAGUAGGAACGUAAAAUACAGUUUAGCUUACCGAUGAAGAGAGUACAGAGGAUAGAAGUAAGAGAAGUUUUCUUUUAUUCGUAUUUUCCUGCAUUACCUUCAAGUACAUUCAGCUAAUGAUCUUUAUUUUUCGCAAUCAAACUAAUGUUUAUUGUACGGUAAUUGAUAAAACACCAUUUUUUAUUUUGUUCACGAUUACCUUCUCUAAUUUAAUGGUUAAUUUACUAAGCAAAUUAAUUAUAUGCAAUUAAUACACAUAAAAAUACACAUAUAAUAUAAAUACAUACACUGCAGUGUAGACGCUUUAUUUAUGGCGUGAUAACUUUGAAUUUGAAAAAUAAAUAUAUGUCCAAACCGUAGUAAAAGAGA
Molecule: messenger RNA, 2713 nt
Organism: Armigeres subalbatus
Lineage: Eukaryota; Metazoa; Arthropoda; Insecta; Diptera; Culicidae
Gene: Duba
Product: OTU domain-containing protein 5-B
Exons: 7
Coding region: 340-2211 (623 amino acids)
Biological process (GO): protein deubiquitination
Molecular function (GO): cysteine-type deubiquitinase activity
Source: RefSeq, a predicted model, not a curated record